GAUUAUAUUGAUAUAAAGCUGAAUUGAAGUAAAUAAAAUCAUGGCGAGCCCUUCGCCCCAAAGCAGCCCUAUGCCGCCUCCUCAGGCUCCAAGUCCUAUGGGACCACCCUCACAAAGUCCGGCACCACCGCCUUCUCCUCACAGUCCUUACAGCCAAGGUCCUCCACCACCGCAGCAACAACAGCAGCAAGGUCCUCCGCAACAGCAAGGACCUCCACCACAACAAAUGGGUCCUAAUGGAAUGGGACCACAAGGGCCUCCUCCGAAUGGAGGACAUAUGGUUCCACCACAUCCACAACAGUUCGGAGCUCCUCAGCAUCCUAAUAUGCCACCAGGUCAUCCUGGUGGUCCAAUGGGUCCAGGACAACCUCAUCCUGGAAUACACGGAAUGCCGCCUCAGGGACCACCUAUGGGCUAUCAUCCGAUGCCUCAACAUCCUAAUCAGGGGCCAAGUCCAGGACCAAUAGGUCCUCCACCUCCACAAGGACCUCCCCAAGGCCAAGGUCCGCCCAUGCAACACGGCCCGCCGCCUCCGCACCACCAGCAACCGCCUCCCGGUAUGCCUCCAGGACCACCAAAUGCGCCACCUCAACAACAGGGACCGCCAGGACCUCCUGGGCCAGGAGGUCCACCUCAGCAACAAAUGCAGGGACCACCGAUGCCACCACAAGGAGGAGGUCCUAUGCCUCCACAGCAGGGCGGAGGACCUCCUCCUCCUCAAGGGGGCCCUCCACCUCCGCAGGGACAGGAGAAUUUGAGCGCUUUGCAGAGGACUAUUGAUACUAUGGAGGAGAAAGGAUUACAGGAAGAUCCUCGUUAUGGUCAACUUCUGGCCUUGCGUGCUAAGUACGGUCCACAAGAUCCUUCAAAACAACCUUUCAGUCAGAAUCAGCUCGUGCAAUUAAGAGGACAAAUAAUGGCAUACAGAAUGUUGGCCAGGAAUCAACCAUUGAACCAGCAACUUUUGUUAUCCGUCCAGGGUAAAAGACCAGAUGGAGUAAAUCCUCCUCAGUGCCCUACACCUCCAAGCAGCCCGUUCCAACCUGGACAGCCUGGACAACCUCCUGCACAGGGUCCGCCACAGAUGCCAGGUCAACCUCCAAACAGCCACCAGCCUCAAAUGAUGCAACCAGGAAUGUCAAAACAGAUGGCUCCUGGACAACCUGGUGCACAACCUGUGGGACCUCCGACACAGAAACAGAACAGGAUCACCACUCUCGCUAAACCUGUCGGGCUGGACCCUGUUUUGCUGCUGCAGGAGAGGGAAAACAGAGUUGCUGCUCGCAUAGCUCAUAGGAUUCAGGUUUUGAGCAACUUGCCGACUACUAUGCCAGAAGAUUUGCGUCUACAAGCUCAAAUCGAGCUUCAAGCUUUACGUGUCAUCAAUUUCCAAAGGCAGUUGCGCAGUGAGGUUAAUAUGUGUACAAGACGUGACACGAUGCUGGAAACUGCUGUUAAUGUCAAAUCUUACAAAAGAACCAAACGACAAGGUCUGCGUGAAGCCAGAGCCACUGAAAAGUUGGAGAAACAACAAAAAAUGGAAGCCGAAAGAAAACGAAGACAGAAGCAUCAAGAAUUUCUUUCUUGUGUACUGCAACAUGGCAAAGAUUUCAAAGAAUUCCAUCGCAAUAAUGUUGCAAAGUUGGGUCGUCUCAACAAAGCUGUUAUGAAUUAUCAUGCUAAUGCUGAACGUGAACAAAAGAAGGAACAGGAACGUAUCGAGAAAGAACGUAUGCGCAGGUUAGUAUUUAAUACAUGGUAUAAAAUAAAAAAAAAAUUAAUCGAAUAA
Molecule: messenger RNA, 1789 nt
Organism: Ctenocephalides felis (cat flea)
Lineage: Eukaryota; Metazoa; Arthropoda; Insecta; Siphonaptera; Pulicidae
Product: ATP-dependent helicase brm-like
Exons: 12
Coding region: 41-1789 (582 amino acids)
Biological process (GO): regulation of DNA-templated transcription
Cellular component (GO): nucleus
Molecular function (GO): ATP binding
Source: RefSeq, a predicted model, not a curated record